CAUUUAAGUUCUUCCUAACCACGUGGUUUCGCAUAUUUUACUGUUAUGAGUGGUAUUUGAAUCUAAUAACUUUAUAAAGAUUAUUUAAAAUCAUGACAUCUCUUGCAGAAGAAAUAGCUGCACUUAUAAAUCCAGCACCGACAUUAAUAGAACCGGAAGAUAAUGUAGAUUUUGAUACUAAAGCUACUGUUGUUGAAAAAUAUGAAGAAGACGAUAUACCAGUUCAUCAAAGUCAAUUAAGAAAGAAAACUGCUCAAAUAAAUUUAGGCUCAAAAUAUGCCGGCAAAAAGAUAUCUAGAAAGAAGCUACAGGAGGAAUAUUCUGAAUUAGAAUCAAUUAGUGAUGUGGAUGAGGAGGAAGAGGUUGAUGAUGAUGAUGAUGAUGAUGAUGACAAUGAUGAUGAUGAAUAUGAAACUGAAGACCUUCUACAAGAUAAAAGAAUUUCUUCAAAAAAACAAUUUUUAAGUGAUAGAGAAAGAUUAUCUGAAGAUCUUGAGAAUAUUGUGGAUGAGGAUAUUGAAAGUGAUCUGGAUGAAGAGGAAGAAGAUAAAAGUGAGGAAUCUAUUGAUGAAGAGGAGGAGGAGGAAGAAGACGAUGAUGGAGAUGAUGAUGAUAUGGAUAUUGUGCAGAAGUUUUCUAAGAUUGAUGUUGGUGAAGAAAUUGAAAAAGGAAAAGCUGUUNAUGGAGAAGAUGAAAAGAAAAUAUUUUUAUCAUUAUGGGAUUGUCUUCUCGAAUGCAGGAUCAAGUUGCAGAAACUUUUGGUCGUCACUAAUAAGCUUCCUCAACCAGAUAAAUUUAACUGUUUUCUUGAAGAAGGAGAUGUCGACUAUAAUGAUUUUACAAAACAAGGUAGUUCUUCAGUUAAAAAGCUUUUAGACUUGUUAAUUGAGGUUCAGACUAAAUUGCUACAAAAAAAUUCAGAAACUAGAUACAUACUUGAUGAUAAAUCUCAGAAAGUAAAAAGGAAUAGUGAUGAAGAAAUUAGUGGAAGCAGUGAAAAAGAAAGCGAUGCUGACGAAACAGAUGGAGAUCAACGUGUUGGCAAGAGAAAACUGACUGUUGAUGAAUAUCCUGAAUUUUUGAAUAAGAGACACAAAAACUUCACAUCAUUUAGGAAUUCCACGAUUCAAAAAUGGAAUGAAAAGACAAAAGUCGCAUCUAGUAAAUUAAAUCAAAGUUCUUUUAAUGCAUUUGAACAGUCUGCUUUGAAACAAAUUGAACAGAUACUCAGUGAUAAGCCACGGCUUAUAAGUAGAACUCAACUGAAAAGAUCUACUUACAGAAUAUUGGGGAAAGAAGAAAAAAAAGAAGAGGUGGAGACUUCUGAAUCCGGAAAGGAGAAACUUCCUUUGCAAGAUCAUCGCAUAAAAGAUUACAAUUAUGAUGUCGAAAUAUUUGAUGAUGACGAUUUUUAUCAUCACUUAUUAAGAGAAAUAAUAGAGAGGAAAACUGUUGAUAUUAAUGAUCCCAUAGCAUUAAGCAGGCAAUGGUUAGAGAUACAAAAACUCAGAAGUAAAAUGAAAAAAAAAGUAGACACGAAAGCCAGCAAAGGACGGAAAAUCAGGUUUGGAGUUCAUUCAAAAAUGGUUAAUUUUAUGGCACCUGUUGACAAUUGCACAAUGACUGAUGAAGCAAAAAAUGAAUUAUUUCGUUCUCUAUUCGGAAGAAAAAAUUGA
Messenger RNA from Centruroides sculpturatus (bark scorpion), 1676 nucleotides. Its product is annotated as protein AATF-like. The record is from RefSeq and is a predicted model, not a curated record. Gene Ontology annotation, cellular component: nucleolus; nucleus. The transcript is spliced from 14 exons. Bases 93 to 1676 code for a protein of 527 amino acids. Lineage: Eukaryota; Metazoa; Arthropoda; Arachnida; Scorpiones; Buthidae. Gene Ontology annotation, biological process: regulation of transcription by RNA polymerase II.